Molecule: messenger RNA, 360 nt
Organism: Erythranthe guttata (spotted monkey flower)
Lineage: Eukaryota; Viridiplantae; Streptophyta; Magnoliopsida; Lamiales; Phrymaceae
Product: basic blue protein-like
Cellular component (GO): plasma membrane
Molecular function (GO): electron transfer activity
Source: RefSeq, a predicted model, not a curated record
AUGUCUCAACAGAAAACUAUUGUGAUGUUGGUUGCAGUGAUGAUGCUGUUGUCCAACAAAGCAUAUGCAACAAGCUACAAUGUUGGAGACUCUUCGGGCUGGGCCUUUGGUAUUGCGGGCUGGGAAAAUGGAAAGAGUUUUAGAGCUGGCGAUUCCUUAGUAUUCAAUUACGGCGCGGGUGCACAUAACGUGGUUGUUGUGGAUAAGGCGAGCUACGAUUCAUGCAGUGUGCCAGCAAGUGCACCAACAUAUACUUCAGGCCAAGAUAAUAUUGUUCUUAACAAAGGCGCUAAUUACUUUAUUUGUGGAUUUAAUGGCCAUUGCCAGGCUGGCAUGAAGAUUGAUGCUAAUGCUUCUUAA